AUGGUUUCUGCAAGAAACACACACAACAUGAUUGCAGAGGGAAAUGUUUUUCCAUAUGCAAUAAAUUAUAAGAUGCUAAAAAAGGAAUCUGAUUUCGAGGUAGACCACGAGCGUUUAGGUGUCAUCAUCAGGAUACUAGAGCAUGAAGUUUUGUUCCUUGGAUACGAGACAUGUUAUGACACCUCAUCUACGGAUGAUAUUUGCAGUGCUCCAAAAUUUGGGUCUCCUGAACGAGAAAAGCUUAUUGACGAGAUUCAUGAAUUUAUGCUACCCAAAGCACCCCCAGUUCCUCAAGGCAGCCAGGGUUCCAAAGUACAGGCUACUAUUGAAGAGAAUGAAAUUGAGGGUGUUGAGGAAGAGCUUCAAAAUUUAGUUGUAGAAGAUGGGAUUGUGGCUGAAGAACCAAAUGAGACCCCAUCAAAUGCAAUUGUUGUGCAGAAUUCACAACCAAUUGCUGCCAUGUCUACAACUGAACUGAAGUAGUGUAAGCCAGAACCAACAAUUUCCAAACAAGAUCACUUGUUCACAUGGGCAGCUGUUGGGCUUACCAUUGCCAUAGUUGUUCUUUUGUUGAAGAAGUUCAUGAAAGCUAAUGGAUAUGAAGCAGUUUUUAUGGACAAGUCCGGAGUAGAACUAAAUAGUGGUUGCAGACUGAUGGCAGAUGCAAAACUAGAAACAUCUGUGUUAUGUUAAUUACUUGUGCUUCUCCUAUUGGGAUUUAUAUGCAUAUUGAAUACCUGAUUAAGGGAAAUAAUGUAUACGGAUAAAGAACUAGUAGAGAUACAUUUUAGAACUGUACAAAGAACUAUUUUUUUUUUUUUUCCAUUUUGGUCAUAUUACUUAAAUUUCGAUGGAAUCAUAAUUUCAUUGCACAAUGUACCCAGUAUCUUGGAUGAUUUCAGCGAUUCGAGAUCGUCGUAGAUCUCUGAGUUCA
This is a messenger RNA of Olea europaea var. sylvestris, 934 nucleotides long. Its product is annotated as ubiquitin-conjugating enzyme E2 32-like. The coding region runs from base 1 to 483 and encodes 160 amino acids. The transcript has 3 exons. Lineage: Eukaryota; Viridiplantae; Streptophyta; Magnoliopsida; Lamiales; Oleaceae. The record is from RefSeq and is a predicted model, not a curated record.